Molecule: messenger RNA, 765 nt
Organism: Penicillium macrosclerotiorum
Lineage: Eukaryota; Fungi; Ascomycota; Eurotiomycetes; Eurotiales; Aspergillaceae
Product: SDR family NAD(P)-dependent oxidoreductase
Exons: 2
Coding region: 1-765 (254 amino acids)
Source: RefSeq, a predicted model, not a curated record
AUGGUUGAACAAACACUUGCGGGCAAAGUCGCCAUCGUGACCGGCUCAUCGUCCGGUAUCGGCGCCGCCAUCGUGCGAGAGCUGUCCUCGCGCGGGGCCAACACAGUUGUCAACUACCCGUUUCCCGGGCUGAAAGACGAGGCUGACACGGUCAUUUCUUCACUGCCCGUUCUCGGGAUUGCGGUGGAGGGCGAUAUGUCGAAGAUUGAGACGCCGCAGAAGCUCGUGGACGCGGCAGUAGCGAAGUGGAACCGGAUUGAUAUCCUCGUCAACUGCGUCGCCCUAGCUGUAAACAAGCCACUUGAAGAACAGACAUUGGAGGAUUGGGAUCUGCUUGUCAACAUUAAUGGCCGCGGCACGUUCCUCUUGACAAAAGCGGUGCUGCCUCAUCUCACGAAGGGGAGCGGACGGAUUGUCAACAUUGCUAGUAUCUCAGCUCGAGGACCCCCGCCAAACCAGACGAUCUAUGCUGGCACGAAGGGAAUGGUGGAUUCGUUUACAAAAUGCUGGGCCAAGGAACUUCCUCCGAAAUAUGGGUGCACUGUCAAUGCAGUGAGCCCGGGCCCGACUCGAACGGAGGGCUUUGCUGCUGCUGGUGAAGAGCAAAUGAAGAUUCUCCAGCCCACCAUUGAUCAAACACCCGUGGGGCCUCGGAUGGGGCAGCCCGAUGAAAUCGCGUAUGCAGUUGCUUUCUUAUGCGAAGAGAGAGCGAGAUGGGUCAACGGAACACAUCUUAUCGCAUCGGGCGGAUUGUUUAUUGAUUAG